This is a messenger RNA of Ceratosolen solmsi marchali, 2260 nucleotides long. It is a transcript of the gene drn, whose product is annotated as zinc finger AN1-type doctor no. The transcript is spliced from 5 exons. The record is from RefSeq and is a predicted model, not a curated record. Gene Ontology annotation, molecular function: DNA binding; zinc ion binding. Bases 1141 to 1743 code for a protein of 200 amino acids. NCBI's taxonomy places the organism in Eukaryota, Metazoa, Arthropoda, Insecta, Hymenoptera, Agaonidae.
UCAGUAUUCUGUAGAGGUGCAAUAGAAUUGGGCCAGUGGAUUGGUAGAGAACAGGAGCGCCACCUAUCAGCCGAAAUAUUUGCUAAAUUUUCGAUAAGUAGGUAGAAACGAGCACGGUAAUAUUGGAUAUUCAUGGAUUUAUAUUGACCUUUGUGAGGUUUGAUCGAUUGUUUUCAGUUUAUCUCGAUCAUUUAAAAGCCGCCUCAUUAUAAAAAGAUAAAGUUUAACCGAAGCUUCAUAUAGAACAAAUAUAAAAGCUUUUGGUGGGGGAAGUGUAAAAGAGGAGAUGGAGUGAGAGCGAGAGAGAGAAGAAUAGAGAGAUAGAUAGAUAUUGAAAAGAGGUAUAUCGUGGUGGGAGAAUGCGAGACAGCGCUUUUGAAUUCUAGUUCUCUUCCGUGGUAAAUUAACGCUUGCAUCAGUAGUAGUCAUCAUCGAGGUCGAGACUUCGGUUGUUGGUUCACGUAAGAGGACGAGAACGGAGCCCGAGGAGCUGCUGCCUGUAUAUACAAGGGCCCGGGACGAAAGCAGCGAAAGAGGCGCGGCCGUGAGCAUCGAGAGCGCGAGGACGUAUAAACCUUGGAGGGGUCUUCGUCGACGAUACUGCCAGUGACGGGUACGGAAACGGCUGACCAGUCAACACCAAACACUAAUUAGAAAGAGUAAGCAGUUCACACGGAAGAGCUAGCGGUCGAACUGAUCUGCUUUGUACACGAGGAAGCGAGCGACCACCACCGCGAUUACGAGGACAGAGAGUGCCACGAAUUUAGUGACGUGACGACGGUGUCAGAGCCUCAACAUUUAAAGAAGAAGAAUCGGCGGCGCGAUUAUUGAGGCGUCAUCUGCGCCAAAUAAUUAUGUGGGAUACUGUCGCGGAAUCGCGAUCGGCUACACGUCAAGUCAGCUGACAUAUUGCGCUCUGCUACACCACAGCAGCAACAACCUUCGGUGAAUACGUGGUGACAACCAAAUACGAAGGAGCAAUCGAUAGUGCAAAGGCUGCAGGACCAGCAGACUUGCUACUAUUGUUUGUGGAACAGUCGACCACUGUUAGGGUGUUCAAGUAAUUGUUUAUUAAAAUCUACCUCUACCACUUAACUUGGAAAUUGUAUUCUUGGAAAGUGUAAACAAAGAAAAUACAACAUGGAGCGCGAGUCAAAUCCUAUGCAAGCGCUGUGUAGAAGCGGCUGUGGUUUUUAUGGCUCACCAGCCACUGAUGGCCUCUGUUCUCUUUGCUAUAAGGAGAACCUCAAAAAGAAACAACAACCGCCUGUAUCGGCGACAUCCGUACCAGCCUCACAGACCGCUUCUGGUAACGCUGGAACGUUGCAAAGCGGUUUUGGCAGCCCUGCCUCCACUGGUACAACUGCCCAGCCUACCAUUCCGACCAUACCCCAGCCAACGACAGAUCUAUCCAGUUCAAAAGAAGUAAGCAGGGAUGAACAAGAGAGUGAAGUAGGAAAUAGUAGUGCAGCUGCAGAAGGUUCGGUAAGCAGUGGAGAUGUAGAUGAUUGCUUUGAUGGAAAAGAGACUGAUAAGGACUUUAAAAAGAAGAAAAACCGUUGUGCUAUCUGUCGCAAGAAAGUAGGUUUAACUGGUUUUGAAUGUCGAUGUGGUGGACUAUUUUGCUCUGUGCACCGAUACAGUGACAAACACGAUUGCAAGUUUGAUUACAGAGAAAUGGGCGCUCAAGAAAUUCGGCGCAAUAAUCCAGUUGUUGUUGGUGAAAAAGUGCAAAAAAUUUGAACUAUUUAGUGUGUAGUCGUUGGGAAAAUGGUUAUAUAACUAUAUAAACAAAAUAUAAAAAACACGAAGAAAACGAGAUAAAUUAUCUGGCAGCUGAUUGCACAUCGAGGAACAAAGCAGAUGGACAUAUACAUGAAAGAAAGAAAGAGAAAAAGAAAGAGAAAAUGUGCUAAUGAGCGCGAGCGGAAUUAACAGAAUGAAAGAGAACAAAUUUGUCAAGCGAAAGAUGACAAUGGGAGAAACGGGGUUUCGGGCGUAGACUAAAUAAAUAUUAUACGGAGACCUGGUUAAAGCAGGAAAGAAAGAUACCGAUAGCGUGUAUGGGCGUACGAGUAUGAGUGAGUUUGAACAAAAACGAAAAAAUUAAUUUUGGUUGCCAGUGCCAUUGUCAGAUUUUCAACUAGUGAGAGAUUUAUACAAGAAAAUAUCUGGUUACUAACUGCUGUCAGCUUACUACUGCUACUACUACUACUACUACUACUACCACUACUACUACUACUACUACUACUACUACUAC